AUGUCCAGCAGCAACAAGACUGCCGAGAAGUUCAAGACCAAAGGGAACAGGGCCUUUGCCAGUGAAGACUAUGAUGAAGCCAUCAAACUAUACUCUUCUGCAAUCCAACACGAUUCCACAAAGGCCAACUACUUUACAAACAGAGCCCUUGCCCGUCUCAAGUCAAGCAAGGCUGAACAACAAUACGAUCUAAUCGCAAAAGAUGCUGAAAAGGCCCUUGAAUUAACUCCUGAUAAUUCAAAAGCAUUCUUUUAUUUAGGUAUUGCCCUGACAAAACUUGAUAAUCCAGAAUUGGCAUUGAAAAAACUAAACAAAGCUUAUCAAUUAGCUCUUGAAACUUCAAAUAAAUCUGCUCAACAAAUCUCUGAACAAAUCUUGGAAACUAGAAAGGAAAUUGCCAAAAAGGAAUUCAAUGAACGAAUUUCAAGAACAAAUCCUCUUUAUGAAAAAUUAUACAGAUUAUUACAAGAAUUCUAUUGGAGUAAAAUCAAUUAUUUAAGAUCAAGAUUCAACUAUAAACCUUUUUAUGAAGAUGACAUUGAUUUCCAAAUCGAGUACAAAUCUUUAAAAGAUCAAUACAUUAGAGAUUUAGACGAUUUACGUCACACUUUUGAAGCUAGCUUAGCUAAGGAUAGAGCUCCUCCAGCUAAAGAAGAAGCCCCAGAAUACAUCUUGGAUCCAAUUGGCUUCAACAUCUUCAACGACCCAGUCGUCACUCCUUCAGGAUUCACUUAUGAACGUUCUUGGAUCGUGGAACAUUUGAAAACUAGUCCAGCUGAUCCAUUCACUAGAGCCCCAUUGAGAGAAUCUGACUUGUACCCAAAUUUGGCCGUGAAAAAAGCUGCUGACAAGUACAUUGAAGAACACAGACACUUGUAA
Molecule: messenger RNA, 879 nt
Organism: Hansenula anomala
Lineage: Eukaryota; Fungi; Ascomycota; Saccharomycetes; Phaffomycetales; Wickerhamomycetaceae
Exons: 6
Coding region: 1-879 (292 amino acids)
Biological process (GO): protein polyubiquitination; positive regulation of proteolysis; proteasome-mediated ubiquitin-dependent protein catabolic process
Cellular component (GO): cytoplasm
Molecular function (GO): ubiquitin protein ligase activity; protein-folding chaperone binding
Source: RefSeq, a predicted model, not a curated record